GCCUCUGUUGCUCUCCACUACUACUACUACUAUCACAAGCUAGGUAGCGAGGAAUUGACAAUAUCUAGCCAUGUCAACGGUCUCCUCUUCGCAGCAGACGUCUUCUCCCGCUAGGCCAAAGGCGCUACUGCGUCGAUUGACGAGCAGCAACAAGCAUGCAAAGUCUUCUUCCUCUUCGUCGACAUUCUCCUCUUCGAGCCACUCGUCCGCGGCACCCGCUGUCACCUACCGCGCACCUCCCACCAAGUCCACCACUGCAACGACGGCGGCGGCGGCGCCCAGUGCAAAUGGCCCAGACCUGUCGAACCUGCCGCUGCCGCUGCCGACGCUCGUCGUCGGCUCCGCCCUCGUCUUUGUUUUCGCCCUCGUCUCGCGGGCUUUCUAUACCUUCUCGACGAGCUUGCUUCGCGCCAUCGUCCUCGUACUGACGCUCGCCAUCGGCGUCGUCCUGCUGGGUGGGUGGGAGAAGCGCGCCAAGCCUGCUGGCUCAGGUGCGUCCCAAGGCCGAGGAGUACCUACUCAGGGAUGGGGAGCGGCAGGGCCAGGCGCAGGAGCAGGAGCAGCACCACCGCCACUGGCACCACCGCCACUGAUCAACGGCAACCUCGUCUCGCCCUAUUCGUACGCUUCGCGGCGCGCUUACUCUUCUUAUUGA
This is a messenger RNA of Acaromyces ingoldii, 655 nucleotides long. RefSeq lists its product as hypothetical. The transcript has 2 exons. NCBI's taxonomy places the organism in Eukaryota, Fungi, Basidiomycota, Exobasidiomycetes, Exobasidiales, Cryptobasidiaceae. The record is from RefSeq and is a predicted model, not a curated record. Bases 71 to 655 code for a protein of 194 amino acids.